GCACGUAAAACGCCAAUUCCCCCCGCUCAUCAGGCUGCCAGAAGUCGAAACCGGCCCUUAGCAGUGCAUCCCGCCCCAGCCCCUAUGCGGCCUUUUCUUCGUGCGCCGCUGGGGCGCAAAAAAAAAAUUGCAAAGUCUACCUACUACGCUCGUCCAAUCCGGCAAAGACUCGGAUGACGGCGGAUACGCCCGCCGAGGCCCAGCCAGCCAAAUGCUAACUCCGGCUCUUGUCAUGCUCCUCGGUACGCAUGUUCUUUCCAUACCAAGGCUUCUCGUCCGGGGCAGGUCCCCCUCUAGUAGCCAUGGACCCUUUUCCGCCGCUACUCCUCGAACCUCGACUCUUUUUCCCGCUCCAUGUCGAUGAGGGGCACAUUUCCACCACCCCACCAUCUCGCAUACUACCAGAUACUUCGUCCUUGACGACGCACGUUUCGUUACACUGCGGCAACCAAGGCACCGCCCUACCCUGCCCCGCGAGAUGACCCCCUCGGCAAUCAACGGGCACGCGACCAACGGGGCCAAUGGUGCCAAUGGGUCUGGUCCUCACCUGCGCAGGGCUGAAGAGCUCGACGAUCUCAUUGGCUCAGUGAGACAACUACUUGUUCCUUUUGUUCAAGCCGCCGACGAUGCCGCCGUCGACCGUGCGUCGGGUGACCUCCCCGUUGACGCCACUGGCCGGCCCCAGAAUGUCCUCGUAGACACGCACGAGCCCGCCGAGCUGGCAGCCAAACUCAAGUUUAUCCUGCCAGAGGAGGGACAGGGCAAGGACGGCCUGCUCGCCGGCAUUGAAAAAGUGCUCCGGUACAGCGUCAACACCUGGGACCAGGGCUUUCUGGACAAGCUGUACGCCAGCAACACACCUGUGGGCGUAAUUUCAGACCUCGUACUGUCCAUCUUGAACACCAACCUGCACGUCUACCAAGUCUCACCAGCUUUAACCGUGAUCGAGAAGACGACGGGCCGCGCCCUUGCCAACCGCUUCGGAUUUACGGGUCCCCUUGCCGGCGGCAUCACCUGUCAGGGCGGCAGCUCCUCCAACCUCACCUCCCUAGUCGUCGCACGCAACGCCCUGUACCCGCACACCAAAGCCGCUGGGACUCGUGGACAUGAUUUUGUCGUCUUUACUAGCGCCCAUGGCCACUACUCGGUCGAGAAGAGCGCCAUGAUCUGCGGCCUCGGCGAGUCGAGCGUGUGCAAGGUGCCCGUCGACGACACGGGUGCCAUGCGCGCCGACAAGCUGCGCGAGUUGGUUGCACUCGCCAAAGAGCAGGGCAAGACGCCACUCUAUGUCAAUGCAACCGCAGGCUCCACGGUGAGAGGCUCGUAUGACCCGUUCGAGGACAUCUCCAGAAUCUGCAAGGAGUUUGGCAUGUGGAUGCACAUCGAUGCUAGUUGGGGUGGACCGGUCGUCUUUUCCACGCAGCAGAGGUGGAAGCUCAGAGGCUCUCACCUAGCCGACUCCCUUACUGUCAACCCGCAUAAGAUGAUGAACGCACCCACAACGUGUUCCUUUCUCCUCGGUCCAGACAUGACCGUUUUCAACAAGGCCAACAGCACUACCGCCGGCUACCUCUUCCAUGGGGGCGGCGACGAGGAGAUAUGGGACCUGGCGGACCUGACGCUCCAGUGCGGCCGGCGGGGCGAUAGUCUCAAGGUUGCGCUCGCUUGGCUGUACUAUGGUGCGAGUGGGUUUGAGCGGCACAUCGACCAUGCUUUCGAUAUGGCGUCGUACCUCUACGAGCUGCUCCAGCAGACGGGCGACUUCGUCAUGCUGUCGAGCAACCCGCCACCAUGCUUGCAAGUCUGCUUCUACCACGCCUCCGGUGGAAAGCUGGCAAACGACGCCACCACCAACACGCAGCGGACGCAGACGAUUGUCGAAAGACUGAUCCAGCGCGGGUUCAUGGUGGACUACGCUCCCGGAGACAAGGGCAGCUUUCUGCGAGUAGUGGUCAAUGUGCAGACGCUCCCGACGACUGUUAAGGGGCUGGCCAAGGCCAUACAUGAAGUUGCAAAGCAAGUGUAAACAUAGAUAUAGAUCACAGUAGAGCCACGAACCGUCAGGAUACGCAUAGAUGAUAUCAAUUAGAUGUUAAAGACAUUUGCCAC
Molecule: messenger RNA, 2109 nt
Organism: Purpureocillium takamizusanense
Lineage: Eukaryota; Fungi; Ascomycota; Sordariomycetes; Hypocreales; Ophiocordycipitaceae
Product: Glutamate decarboxylase
Exons: 4
Coding region: 479-2026 (515 amino acids)
Biological process (GO): carboxylic acid metabolic process
Cellular component (GO): cytoplasm
Molecular function (GO): carboxy-lyase activity; pyridoxal phosphate binding
Source: RefSeq, a predicted model, not a curated record